AUGGUUAGCGUCGCAGAUAAUUCUUUGAAAACAAAUAUCCACCAGUACCACAUUGUUGGCAGAGCCAUUCCAACCGAAAAAGAUAAGAAUCCAAAUGUAUACCGAAUGUGCAUUUUUGCCAAGAAUGACACGAAUGCGAAAUCGCGAUUUUGGUACUUUAUGAAAAAAAUAAACAAACUGAAAAAGUCAAAUGGAGAAUUACUAGCGUGUGAGCUAAUAAGGGAAAGGUUUCCCCUUCGCGUAAAGAACUAUGGGGUGUUACUACGUUAUGAUAGCCGAACGGGUACUCAUAAUAUGUACAAAGAAUUCAGGGACACCACAAAGGAAGGAGCCAUUUCACAACUGUACUCCGAAAUGGCAGGAAGGCAUAGAGCGAGAGCAUCCUCCAUCAGUAUCAUCAGGAUAUCAGAGAUAAGUCCCAAGUUGGUGCGAAGGCCACAUAUUAAACAGAUGCUUAAAAAGAGGCUACGAUUCCCUGCUCUGCAUUUGCCCACCUUGAAAAAGGAAUACAGAAGGAAAUACGCAGCGAAGAGGCCCUCCACAUACAGAAUGUAA
Molecule: messenger RNA, 555 nt
Organism: Plasmodium knowlesi strain H
Lineage: Eukaryota; Apicomplexa; Aconoidasida; Haemosporida; Plasmodiidae
Product: 60S ribosomal subunit protein L18, putative
Exons: 2
Coding region: 1-555 (184 amino acids)
Biological process (GO): translation
Cellular component (GO): cytosolic large ribosomal subunit; ribosome
Molecular function (GO): structural constituent of ribosome
Source: RefSeq, a predicted model, not a curated record